CGAACGAACGAACGAAAAAACUAGCACUUCAUAGUGUUCUGCACAGAAAAAAGUGAAAAUGCGUUUCAAACUGUUUGUGGUCUGUGCCAUGGCCUGCGGCUUUAUGGCCUAUGUGCUGGCCAACGAAAACAUAUCAACGGAAGUGGAAGAUCAAAUCAUAAACGCCGCGCCCGCGAAUAAAGCGCCCAAAGCGCCCACACCAAAGGCGGUUGAAUUUGUGGAAAUGGUAGAACCAGUCAAAGCUGCGCCUGCUGCCAAGAAGGCGCUCCCUGCGCCCGCUGCUGCACAACCAAUUAAGGUAGCUGUAUCACCACAAAAGAUGCUGCCAGUUGCCUCUAGUCGGGCCACGGAUGACAUACUAACUGUCGCGGGUUUGAAGCCGCAAGCUAAAUCUGGUGCACUGGUUAUGGCUAAUUACGGUGAUUACCUUGGCGAGUUGUACGACUUGGAUACCAGUGGUUACAAUUGGGAUCCCAAUAACAAUGUGGCACCGCCGGAUACUCCCUCGACUGCUGCUGGCGGUUACACCAUAUCGCCCGCUCGUCUCGCUGAGUUGCGCAGCAAUUUCCUUUACUGGUUCUAUGACAAGGACCAGUAUGGCGGUCGUGGCGACUAUCAGUUUGAUAUUCACGCCUCCAUGACGCAACUGCACAAAAAUCUCAACUUUCAGAUGCCCUUCUAUGGUUUUCGCUUCAAUUACACGCGCUUGUCGCUGAAUGGCUACUUGGAGUUCUCAGAUCCACCCGAGUAUCUAACAUACCCUCUGGUCUUUCCCAUCAAGGACUGGCCCAUCAAGCGUGACCCCUCGUUUAUGGGCAUAUUCUUCAGCAAGUGCCGCGUGGGCAGAAUAUAUCCCUCUGAUUUGGAUCAGCGCACGCCUGGCGUUUACUUCCGCGUUGUGCGUGAUUUGAUGGGACGCACGGAUCGUUUUGGUGUUGAGGUGCGUGAGCGUACCAUGUGGGAUAUACGUACAGGUGUUGUUGGAGCGGAUACCUUUGUGCCCAAGCAUGUGAUGAUUGCUACCUGGAAGAAUGUCUCCUUUGCUGGUGGCAUUGACAACUCGCUAUUUACAACCAACACGUUCCAAAUGAUUCUGGCCACCGAUGAGGUUUACACUUAUGCUAUAUGGAAUUAUGCUGUGCUUAAUUGGCUUUCCCACACGGAGGCGGGCGGUGAUACGACCAAGGGCGAAGGUGGCGUUCCUGCAUUUGUGGGCUUCAAUGCUGGCAACGGCACUCAGGCCUAUGAGUACAAGCCUUAUAGCCAGAACAUGGUCAUACGUGAUUUGGCCAAUCGCGGCUGGGGCAAUGGCUUUCCAGGACGUCAUAUUUUCCGCAUCGACGAGCAAAUUUUAAUUGGCUCCUGCAACAAGGAUAUUGAUGCCGCUUUGCUGCCGCUUACAUUUGCGCCCGAGUCGGGCAACAUGUUGGGAGGACAGGUGGUAAACAUAACGGGACCUUGUUUUGAUCCUAAUAUUCGCGUGACUUGCCACUUUGAUACGGAGUCUGUGCAGGGCACUUAUGUGGAUCGCAAUCGUGUGAUUUGUGUGCAACCUUUCCUCAAGGCCGAGGGCUAUAUACGCUUCCAGAUUUCGGUGGGCACACAGCGCUUCAAGUGGCGCGGCAAGUACUUUGUGGAGACCCCCGCUGCAGCCACGGAGAAGAUUUUCUUCGCCACCGAUGAUGUGCAUCGCCGGAACCCCAAGGAGAUUCGCAUUAGCUGGAAUGCCUUCAAUUUAACCUCGAACUUGAAUGCCAAUGUUAUGAUAUCGCUGUGGGGUUAUCGCGAGACCAAAAUUGAGCCACAAUUGGAGUAUAUUGAUGUCAUUGAGCGCAGCCUUAGCAAUACAGGCAGCUAUGUGAUAACUCCUUCAAGCUACUUGUCGCGUCACAACAUCAACAAUGACAUGCAGUUUGGUUUUCUGCAGAUUAACCUCACACAGCCCGAUCAGUACUCCAAUUUGGCGCUAAGUCCCAUUCUGUGGUCACGACCCAUACCCUUGGCCUGGUAUAUGGCGCCGCAGUGGGAGCAGAAGCAUGGCAAGCGUUGGCCACGUGCUCUAUGCGAUAAUUGGAUACGCGCCGACCGAUUCCUUAGAAAUUUUGCUGCCGACCUGCCAUUGUGUCCCUGUAAUCUGGAGCAAGCCGUUUUGGAUAAAGGUCGCUUCCGUCCGGAUCGUGAGUGCGACAAGGACUCCAAUCCAAGCUGUUUGCGUCAUCGUGGUGCCAUCCAUUGCGUGGUUAGUGGCACACCAGUUGCCCAAGGUGCUGAACAGCAGUGUUGUUAUGAUCGCUAUGGCUUCCUGAUGCUAACUUAUGAUCAAAUGUGGGGCUCACGUCCGCGUCGUAUUCAUAACCUGGGUAAAAUGCCUUGGAACGAGGCCAGCAAGGUGCCCUCGCUGUCCAUGUGGUUCCACGAUAUGCGGCCCUUCUACUCCUGCUGUUUCUGGCAGGAAGAGCAGGCUGUGGGCUGUGAAACCUACCGGUUUGAGCGUCGUCCUUCGCAGGAUUGUGUGGCCUAUCAGGCACCUGGCAUUGCCGGCGUCUUUGGUGAUCCACAUUUAAUAACAUUCGAUGGCACUGCCUAUACAUUCAAUGGACUUGGUGAGUUUGUCUUGGCGCGCAGCACAGACCAGAGCGAGCGCUUUGAGGUGCAGGGACGCUUCCAGCAGAUGCCGCCCAACUACUACGGCCAGGUAAUGGCCACACAGCUCACAGCGGUGGCCAUGAGAGGCAAUACUACCACAACCAUUGAGGUUCGUCUGCGUCCAUUGCAUGCGCGCUGGCGUUACAGAUUGGACGUGCUUGCUGAUGGUCGUCGGGUGUAUUUCGAUCGCGAAAGCUUGAAGUUCCAGCAUUUCGAUGGUGUGACUGUUUACACGCCUACCUAUCUGCUCAAUCAGUCACAGGUGAUUGUGCAGUUUGAUGCAGGCAUUGGCGUCGAGGUGGUGGAGAACGAGGGCUUUAUGACGGGUCGCGUGUUUCUGCCCUGGAAGUUUAUUAAUAAAACGGCUGGCUUGUUUGGAAAUUGGAGCUUCAAUCCCAUGGACGACUUUACGCUGCCUAAUGGCCAGGCAAUCUCACUUAAUGUCAACGAUCAGCGCAGCGUUUACAACAACUUUGGUCUCAAAUGGAUGCUUACAGAUCGGGAUGUGCCCAAUGUGGGCGCUGCCUUGUUCACGCGGGAAUUCGGUCGCAUGGCGAGCUACUAUUCGAAUGUUACCUUCCAGCCCAACUUUAUUGGAAAUCCGACAGACUUCCUACCAGCGAAUCGCAGCUAUGAUGUGGAGCGUGCUAAUGAACUUUGCGGCGAGUGCAACCAGUGCAAAUAUGAUUAUGCCAUGACACUGGAUCGAGAUCUGGCGCACUUUACUAAAAACUACUACGACAGCUUGGUCAAUAUGCAGGCGGAGAAUGCCAAGCGCGUUGUCUCUUGCGGUGUGCUGCAAACGCCGCGCUUUGGUCGCAAGCUUAGCUUUGACUUUAUGCCCGGCGCCAAGGUGUCCUUUGAGUGCAAUGAGGGCUUCAUUCUGAUAGGUGACCAGCGGCGCGAGUGUCUAUCCAAUGGUCUCUGGAAUCUGCCCGAAUACGGCUACACGGAGUGUUUGCGUGAGGUGUAUUACACGCGUCGUAUCGCUUUCAUAGCAAUUGGCAUUAUCAUACUGGUCAUAGUGCCGUUAAUGCUGUGCAUUGUUUGCGGCGUCUAUCGUUAUCGCCAGAAGCAGCUAAAGGAGGAUCCGCAUUGGCAGAUGACCUUGCCGAGAUCGCGUGCCGGCUCGUCGCGUAAUUUGCGCACCUUGAACUAUGAUCCCGAAGAUGAUAGCGAUACCGAUGCGAGCACGCUGAAAAAAAGUAGGUCCUACGAUAAAGUAUAUCGCACGAACGAACCAUUACCGGGCAAACCGCAAAUUGAUUUUCCAGCUAAGAAAUGGGAUCUGGAAGAGCCGGACGAGGAUGUAACCUCAUCGGAAGGUGAGAAACCCAAGCAGACUGGCCGACGCUCCCUGCGCUCCCCCUCUGGGACCGAUUUGGACCAACACGCUGGCGCCGAAGACGAUGAUGACUUUGAUGAGGGCGAUGUGCACACCGGCACCAUACAUCCAGCUGGCUACCACCAACCGCUCUCACCCGACGAGGCUGACCAUCGAGAUCGCCAGCAAUACAGCCCCACUUUCAGUGGCGUCGACAGUCGCACCAGUGCCGCCAGCUCCAUAAACUACACGCCUCAGUCUGCGCUCCAGAAUCGCUUUGGCGGCGUGCCCGUGCUGCCCAACAACACGCAGUACUACAACAGGCCGCCCUCGGGUGUCCCGCAAGCUGCAACUGCAGUGCCCUUGCGUGCGGCGCCCACCUUAACACAGGACAGCGGCUUACCCUCACCACCGCUGGCCACUUCACCCACGCCUUCCGUACAAAAGUCCACCGAGGUCUAACACACACACGCACAUAGAAUACAUACAAUCACGCUUUAAAGUUCAAAUUUACGCAACUAAUUUCUAUAUGAAAGGUAUUUAAUUUUAAGCACAUUAUGUUGCCAUUCUUCCAUUUUAAUUGUUGUACUUCUACCUGCCAUAAUUUAUAAAUCGUUUGAACGCAUUUGUAAUUUGCAUAACAUAUUUGUAUUCGUUGUCUGCCCCACGGCCAUGACCUUUGCAAUUACCAGCCAAUUAAUAUAACUCAACAAUAGCAACAGCAAACAGGCCAUACAUAUAAUAGUUUAAAUACUUCAUGAUUGCCAAUUCACAUUUGCCACAAACAAUUUUCAUGCGCACACACACACAACACACGCAUACACGCAUACAUUUGUAAAUACUUAUAUGCAAGUAUAGCAAUCAUUUUAUGAAAUAUAAUUAAAUUUUGUUAAUAUUUAAAACAA
Messenger RNA from Drosophila busckii, 4875 nucleotides. RefSeq names its product protein mesh (gene mesh). Bases 59 to 4432 code for a protein of 1457 amino acids. The record is from RefSeq and is a predicted model, not a curated record. The transcript has 14 exons. Gene Ontology annotation, biological process: cell-matrix adhesion. NCBI's taxonomy places the organism in Eukaryota, Metazoa, Arthropoda, Insecta, Diptera, Drosophilidae.